This is a messenger RNA of Oryctolagus cuniculus (rabbit), 1534 nucleotides long. NCBI's taxonomy places the organism in Eukaryota, Metazoa, Chordata, Mammalia, Lagomorpha, Leporidae. The record is from RefSeq and is a predicted model, not a curated record.
GUCUGCAGAUCCUAAACUUAUGAUUGCAUUUGGACAAAUCACAUCCAUGGAUUUCUUCAUUGUCCUGGUGAUUUGUCUUUCUUGUUUGGUUUUUAUUUCUCUGUGGAAGCGAAGCUAUGACAAAGAGAAGCUCCCACCUGGCCCCACUCCUCUUCCAAUUGUAGGAAAUAUCCUACAGUUAAAUACCAAGAACAUCAGUAAAUCCAUGAGCAUUGUAAGUAUGAUCAUCUAUGGCCCUGUGUUCACUGUGUAUCUAGGCAUGAAGCCCACUGUGGUGCUGCAUGGAUAUGAAGCAGUGAAGGAGGCCCUGGUUGAUAAGGGAGAAGAGUUUUCUGACAGAGGAAGUCUUUCAUUGAUUGACAAAAUCACACAAGGAUCAGGACUUGCUUUCAGCAAUGGAGAAAUAUGGAAGCAAACCCGGCGUUUCUCACUCACAGUUUUGUGGAACGUGGGGAUGGGAAAGAAAACUAUUGAAGAUCGAAUUCAGGAAGAAGCUUUGUGUCUGGUAGAAGAGUUAAAAAAAAAAAAACAAUGGUAUAUAUUUCUUUCACCUCCCUGCGAUCCUUCUCCACUUCUGUUCUGUGUUCCCUGCAAUGUGAUCUGCUCCAUCAUCUUCCAGAAUCGUUUUGACUACAGUGAUCAGACAUUUCAAACCUUGAAUAAGUAUUUUCAUGAAAACACUAGACUUUUGAGUACUCCCUGGGUACAACUCUACAAUAUUUUCCCUAUUUUACAUUAUCUCCCAGGAAUUCAUCAUCAGUUAUUUAAAAAUAUUGCUUUUCAAAAGAAGUUUGUUUUAGAGAAAGUACAAGAACAUCAGGAAUCUCUGGAUGUGAAUAACCCUCACGACUUUAUUGACUAUUUCCUGAUUAAAAUGAAAAAGGGAACUCUCGAAAAAGAGUCUGAAUUUACCAUGGACCACUUGAUCAUUACCAUAUUGGAUGUGUUCAGUGCGGGGACAGAAACAACGAGCACCACACUGACAUUUGGACUCCUGCUCCUGCUCAAGCAUCCUGAGAUUGCAGCUAAAGUCCGGGAAGAGAUCGAGCAUGUGAUUGGCAGACACCAGAGCCCCUGCAUGCAGGACAGGAGCCGCAUGCCCUACACGGAUGCUGUGAUGCAUGAGAUCCAGAGAUACGUUGACCUGGUCCCCAAUAACGUGCCCCGUGCAGUGACUUGAGACAUCCAGUUCCGAGGAUACCUCAUUCCAAAGGGCACGAGUAUAUUACCAUCUCUGAGUUCUGUCCUGUAUGAUGACAAAGCGUUUCCCAACCCAGAGAAGUUUGACCCUGGCCACUUCCUGGAUGAAAGUGGAAACUUUAAGAAAACAGACUACUUCAUGCCUUUCUCCACAGGAAAAAGAGCUUGUGCUGGAGAGGGCCUGGCCCGCAUGGAGCUGUUCUUACUCCUGACCACCAUCUUGCAGCAUUUUACCCUGAAGCCUCUGGUUGAUCCAAAGGAUAUUGAUCCCACGCCAGUGGAUAAUGGGUUUGCUAUUCCACCUUUCUGUGAGGUAUGCUUCAUUCCAGUCUGA